This is a messenger RNA of Astyanax mexicanus (Mexican tetra), 3148 nucleotides long. It is a transcript of the gene cnstb, whose product is annotated as consortin, connexin sorting protein b. NCBI's taxonomy places the organism in Eukaryota, Metazoa, Chordata, Actinopteri, Characiformes, Acestrorhamphidae. Gene Ontology annotation, cellular component: transport vesicle; trans-Golgi network; plasma membrane. Gene Ontology annotation, molecular function: connexin binding. Bases 220 to 1392 code for a protein of 390 amino acids. The record is from RefSeq and is a predicted model, not a curated record. Gene Ontology annotation, biological process: positive regulation of Golgi to plasma membrane protein transport. The transcript is spliced from 10 exons.
GCUGAAAAACAUCUGCAACAGCUGUGCGGCUGAUUCCAGACCAGCGUCCUGCUGAACAGCGGAGAAUACACACACACACACACACACCACCCGGAGUACACACAUCAUCACACACACACAGCCGCGGAGCUCCCGACACAUCACCGCGUCCUUUAACUAUUUGAACUUCAGAUCAAGGCUGAGGCUCUUCAUGGUCACCCACAGGAGUGCUUUGAAAUUAUGGGAGACCUCAAAACACAGGAGGCCACAAGGGCAAAAGAGGACAGUACCACUGUCUGGUCUGGAUCCAAAGAGGCCACGAUCAACCUGUCUGUUUCUGAGAAGAGCCAGAACAAGCAGAAGGAGACUGAAGCUAUGGAUUGGGGAGCAGUGAAAGAAGACCGAGAAGAAAAUUCUGCAGGUAAUAUCUGUAGGGCUCCUGGACCCAGUCCCUCUUUACUGGCAGCCCUGCACUCUCUGGGUGAACACAGUGAUUACAUGCUAUUGCCCCACUCCUUACAUCAGAUAGCAGAAGCGUACUUCCUGGAAGAGGACUACCCAUGGGCGGUGCAGUUUCUGAGUUUGGAGCGACUCUAUCAUGAAAGAUUGCUCUCCAAUCUGGCCUCCCUGCAGAAAGAGUGGGAAUCGCAGUGGAAGAGUGACGCUGAUGCCAAAAGCAGCACGCCUUUAAAAACAAAGUGCACUGACACAGAGUCAAAGUGCAUGGACUCUCUGAGCCACAUCUGCAGAACACACCAGAGACCUACUCGCAGUGCGGAAAAGGACGUGGUUGACCUACCGCUGAAACAGAGCCUAAAGCAAAUGGCAGAGCACAGUGGAACUGUUCAAGAGACAUCUAUCAGAAACCCAGUCAGGACAGAGGAACAGACAGAGAAUAGCCUACAGCCACAGAGUGAAGAACAGGAGGAGGAAGAAGACGAGGAGGAGGAAGAGGAGGAAGAAGAGCUUCUGAAUGAUGACGGUUUGAUAGAAGAGCUACAGGAGGAUGCUGGAGAGGAACCUGUGUACAGGAAAGAACGAGACAAGCUCAUUCAAGUUAAAGAGAUGUUUCCUCCCAAUGGCCUGGUUUCCAUCUUAAAAAGAAGAGCGGGUCUAGAGGAAGACGAUUCUGCUAAUUGCUCCCCAUCCAGAAGCUCUGACAAACGCAAAGUCCGCUUCAGGGAAACAGAUGAUGAUAACGAUGAAGUGGGCGGAGCCUCUUGUUUGAUCUUUCUCCUCCUGUGCCUGGUAACUGUGGUGAUCAGCAUGGGCGGGACUGCACUCUACUGUGUUGUAAGCGGGGCGUAUUCAAACGUUUGCACAGAUUUCUCUCAAAACAUUGACUUUUACUUUGGACCUGUGCGACGCAGUAUGGUCUGUAUCACACACUGGUUUACUCCCAGCACAUCGUAGCCUCAUUUUACAAUACAAUGCAGAGGCAUCUGAUACAAUCAUAUUAAGACAACACACACUAACAUGACACUACCUUGAUGAGAUCACUGUUAUGCUGAGAAUGAUCCAUCAACCAAAUAAUGUCUGGCCUGCAGUGGUUGUAGAGUGGUUCCUUUCCAUUUAUGGACAGAGUAGAGGUGUAAAGCAUUGUGUGCAGCAGCAGCAGAUGGUCUGAAUUUAGUAACUGCAAACCUGCAGAGUAAAUCAGUAGGCUAUGGUUUGACUGCUACAAGGUGCGUUUAGCUAAUAAACUGGCAACUGGAAACACACUUUUAGAGUAUUGCCUACUGCCUUUAUGUUUUGAAAAAGCUGUAAAAAGGAUAUCUCUCUUUUUCCUUUAGGUCAGCUGCAUUUAUGCACAAGCCAAAGUGACCUUAACAUCAGUGAAACCACUGUAUAGAAACUGUGUUGAGAUAUACAGUAGGUUUGGUCUGAUUGUCUACAUUAUCUUUGUAGAAUUCACAGUAAAUGAACCACUAUCUGAUAGUGAGCAAUAAUUCUAUGCACUGAUGGCAGUUCAUUUACAAUUUACAGCACACAUUAUGCAAAUAGAAAUUACAUUCCUUAUUAAUUUAUUUACUGAGAAUAUAUCCAUAAUAAUAUUUUAACCCAACAUAUAGUGCUUUUUAGUGCUAGAUUUAUUUCUAUGAUAUACCCAUAUAUAUGUCCAAAUAUUUGCAGACACUGUCACUGAUGAGCUGUGUCUAAAACCAUGCCCUUUUCACUCUUCCCUACGUGUGUAAAUCCAGAUCAUUAUAUUAAAAUACUAUUAUAGGAAACAGAAUUUGACAAGUGAAUUUAGAAAUGUUAUGUACAACAGCAGAUGUGCAUUACACAAACAAUCUGAACAUCAGUCUUUCUUUUAGAGAAGCUGCGCUAGAGCACUGAAUACUAUGGGUUUUCCAUGCAAGAAGUGUAUUAUAUAGUGAACAGGACACAGUUUCAGUCACAGCUCAGGAGUUUUUUUUUCUUUUGCUGCAGUAAGAGCUUCUACUGUUCUCUGAAGUGUUUACACUAAAUGUUGAAACAUUGCUAUAAGGAUUUAAUUGCAUUCAGAAGGUCAGGUAGUGUUGCUGGACAGUAACUUCUGGUUCACAAUCAGCACUUUAACUCUUCUCAAAUGUACUGGCUGAGAAUACAAGCGUCACAUCUCCACAGCCCAAAUCUGGAGGGGCUUUACGCCCCUCUAGGCUACUCCAGCAUACCUCUGCUUUUUUAUUUAUGUAAAAUAUUUUACAAGAUGUAAGUUGAAGGCCUGCAGGAAGAGUGGGUGCACCAUAAUGUAGCUGAAUUUAUUUUAUACAUGGGGCAUCUGGAACUUUUUUGGACAUAUAGUGAAUGACUUGUUCAUUGAUUCAUUAAUUAUGCAAUUGAACAUAAGCACCAAACGCAGGGUGCUUAAAAUAACUGUUGCUAUGUUACAAAUGUAUGCACCUAAUUUUAAUGAUGCAAAUGAAUUAAUUGCUUCCUCUGCAGUCCGUUCUGGACACAGCAAAUAAUUGUAGCACGGCUGAGAGUAUAUUUUAGUGUUAACUGCAUCUUUGUAACAGUAGUGCUAUAUUUGUGUGUGUCAUAUGGGUAAAGGCUCCUUGUAAUUGAUAAAGACAUCCAGAAUGGUUUCUAUGUAUUUUUCUUUUUCUUAUCUGAAUGAUAAAGAUUUAUGUCAUCUGUUUUUAUUGUCCUGUUUUGUAUGAAUAAAAUCUGUUGUUCUUGAAAA